AUGUCAUCAACUGAAAGUAUAGGUACUCUGGCUAAUAGGUUUCUAAAUAUAGUUAAGGACAUUAACAAUUUAGAUAAAGAAUUUGGCCAGUUGAAGUUUUCGGAAUGUAGUUCUUCGCUUGGUGAAAUUCAAUUCUGGAAAAACAUAAGCAAUAUCAAAAAGGGGAUGAUAGUCUCGCAUACCCAGAGCUUGCCAAUUUUGUUUAAAUUUUAUUUACAUUGCCACAUACGAGUAGAGGCGCAAGUGUGAAAAAAUUAUUGUUUUACAUUAAUUUAAACAAAUCCAAAUUGCGUAAUCGACUGGGUGCUACGACAAUAAGUGGAAUUUUGCACAGCAAAAGACUAAUUAAUGUCUAAGAUUAAAGCUGCUUUAAUUUUUCAAUUUCAAGGGACAUGAUAAAAAACAUAAUAAUAACAUGUACUCGUAAGAAUGUCAUUCUUUUUAAAUUUGUUUAUUUUAAUGCAGUCUUAAAUAAUAUAACUUAUUUAAAACUAUUAUUAUUAAUUUCGUUUCUAUUGUUACGUUUUUAACCUCUGAAAUAUAUUUGGUGUUUUGUUACUUUUGUCUGAUGGUUUUGUAUUUGUGGCUUCUUUUAAGAGUGUGUUCAAAUUUACGUUUUUGUUGUUUGUUUUAAGAGUGUUUUAGGAAUCUUUUCACAUAAUAAUAUGUACUCGAAAGAAAGUCAUUCUUUUUUAAAUUCGUUUAGGU
Messenger RNA from Acanthoscelides obtectus, 708 nucleotides. Lineage: Eukaryota; Metazoa; Arthropoda; Insecta; Coleoptera; Chrysomelidae. The record is from the annotation of a GenBank genome assembly.